Micromonas commoda is the source of this 1206-nucleotide messenger RNA. RefSeq names its product dihydrolipoamide s-acetyltransferase of the pyruvate dehydrogenase. Gene Ontology annotation, molecular function: dihydrolipoyllysine-residue acetyltransferase activity. Lineage: Eukaryota; Viridiplantae; Chlorophyta; Mamiellophyceae; Mamiellales; Mamiellaceae. Gene Ontology annotation, biological process: pyruvate decarboxylation to acetyl-CoA. The record is from RefSeq and is a predicted model, not a curated record. The transcript is spliced from 2 exons. Gene Ontology annotation, cellular component: pyruvate dehydrogenase complex. The coding region runs from base 1 to 1206 and encodes 401 amino acids.
AUGCCCGCGCUGUCCCCGACGAUGACCCAGGGUAACAUCGCCGAGUGGAAGAUCGCCGCGGGCGAUAAGGUCAACGCCGGCGACGUCAUCGCCGACAUCGAGACGGACAAGGCGACGAUGGCGCUCGAGUCGAUGGAGGAUGGGUACGUCGCGAAGAUCCUCGUGCCCGCGGGUGCGACCGACGUCAAGGUGGGCGAGCUGGUGGCGAUCAUGGUCGACGAGGAGAACGACUGCGCCAAGUUCGCGGAUUUCACGCCCGGCGCGGCCGCGCCCGCGGCCGCGGCGGCGCCCCGCGCGGCGCCGAGCGGCUCGCGCGUGUUCGCCAGCCCCAAGGCGCGCGCGAUGGCCGAGGCUGCGGGCGUCGCGAUCGAGCGGAUAGCCGGCACGGGUCCCAACGGUCGCGUCGUCAUGGCCGACGUCCAGACGGCUAUUCGCGACGGAGUCCCGUCGGCCACAGUCGCCUCGGCAACCUCCGGCGAUACCUCGGCUGGCUUUGCCAAAUUCUUCCCCCCGUUCGAAGACGUGAGCGUGAGCACGAUCAAGAAGGUCACGGCGCAGAGGCUGACGGAGAGCAAGCGCACCGUUCCUCACUUUUACCUCAGCGUCGACGUCCGGAUGGAUCGGCUGAUGGCGAUGCGAAGCUCGCUCAACGGCGCGCUUCAGUCCGACGGCGGAUCGAAGAUCUCCGUGAACGACUUCGUGGUCAAGGCGUCCGCGCUGUCGCUCAAGAAGGUCCCCGACGUCAACGCCAGCUGGAUGGGCGAUAAGAUUCGCCGGUACCAAAAGGCUGACAUCUCCGUCGCGGUUCAGACGGAUCUCGGCUUGAUGGUCCCGGUGGUUCGCGGCGCGUGCGGCUUGGGACUUUCCGGAAUCUCCGGCGAGGUGAGGCUGCUCGCGGGGAAGGCCAAGGACGGUAAGCUGUCCGCGACGGACAUGAUCGGCGGCACGUUCACGAUCAGCAACCUGGGCAUGUUCGGCAUCAAGCAGUUCGCCGCCAUCGUCAACCCGCCGCAGGCGGCUAUCCUCGCGGUGGGAGCCGCGAGGAAGGAGGUCGUGAAGAAGGCGGACGGGAGCGGGUACGAGGAGGCGCUGAUGAUGAGCGCGACGCUGAGCUGCGAUCACAGGGUGGUGGACGGUGCCGUCGGCGCGCAGUGGCUAGGGGCGUUCAAGAGCUACAUGGAGGACCCGGUCACCAUGCUACUGUAG